UUAGACUCUCUGAUGCCUUGUCCUGUCUACUACAUUACAGUGAUCUCAGUACAGCUUUGUAUGCACAUCAUGAUAUAGAAAAUAUUUUGGGACUCACAGCCCUCAGAUUGACUUUGUGCUCUCAGCUGGAACUCUGUAUCAAGGAGGAUGUUUUCAGUGACAAGGGCGCUCUGACACACACACCUGCACACACAUGGGCAGGUGCACACGGACUGGCACACCCUCAGCCUGCCCAUUCGGAGUAGGAAGGAAUCGUGGACGUUUGAUUCCUGGAUGCAGACCGAUGCUGCACACAUCCUUGCGAAGCUGUUGGAUUCUAAAAGCAGUGUUCACACCUAAACAGGUGACAUCAAAGAGUACGUGGCUUCCAUUUCUUAGGACGUCAUAGCCAUGGGAUCUUAGAAUAACUCUUGGCAUUGAAGUUGAAAAAUUGGAUUGCUUCCUCCAAACCGUCAUCACUUACUCUCAGGAGUGCUUUGUAUUCACCGAUUAGCUCUAGCUCGGUUCGCGGGACACUCGGAUGGCAUAUUCCCACUGUUCUUUAGCCCCCCUACUUCCAGGCAUUCCAUCCUCAUUGCUGCAGAACCAGAAGCGCUGCAGCUGCAGCUGUCAGGACCCUAAUCCCUUCUGCUUGGAGUUCCUGCCAGCGGGUACAGUAGUGAACCGCGUGCUUUGGUGCUCCCGUUUCAGGCACCAGAGGUCUCAGCCGCAAAACAAAAGUUGUGGAUGAGAUAAAUUUUACCUUCUAGAAACUCAGCUAACCCAUUAGUUCUGAAGAAAUGAUCAAGAAAAUAUCAAAAUAUAGCCACCCAGUAAUUCAUCAUUUGAUGGAUACAGAGGGUAAAGAAGAGACAAGAGGUGACCAGGAUGACAAGCAGGCAGUUGCAGAGAUCAUGGCAAGAUGUUUUACUCCAACACUGAUAACAAACAUUCCCUGGGAAGGCUUCCGUUUUGUUGGACAUGAGAUUCGGAUUGCUGAAGCCACAGAUUGUUAUGGCGCUGUAGUUUGGCCCUCGGCCCUUGUUCUGUGUUAUUUCCUGGAAACAAACGCAAAGCAAUAUAAUAUGGUUGACAGGAACGUGAUUGAAAUUGGAGCUGGAACAGGGCUGGUCUCCACUGUGGCAAGUUUGCUCGGUGCUUCUGUGACUGCCACAGAUUUACCCGAAUUACUUGGAAACCUGCAAUAUAAUAUUUCCCGAAACACUAAAAUGAAAUGCAAGCAUUUGCCUCAGGUUACAGAACUCUCCUGGGGAGUCGCUUUAGAGAAGAAGUUCCCCAGGUCUUCUAAUGAUUUCGACUACAUCCUGGCAGCGGAUGUCGUCUACGCUCAUCCUUUCCUGGAAGAACUCCUUGUUACCUUUGACCAUCUGUGCAAAGAAACUACCAUCAUUCUCUGGGCUAUGAAAUUUAGGCUGGAGAAAGAAAAUAAAUUUGUAGAUAGAUUUAAGGAGUUGUUUGACCUGGAAGAACUCUCCAGUUUCCCAAGCCUGGAUAUUAAGUUGUAUAAAGCUAUGAAGAAAAAUCAGAGGAGUGCAUGACACAUUAAGAUGAGAGCUUGGAAAUGCUAAGGCUGUUUCUAGAUUAUUACUUUAAAGAAAGCCUGAAUGAUCUGAUGUACCACUGACUUUCCCAAGAGGAAACACACACACACACACACACACACACACACACACACACGAGUCUACUCUAGGCAGAGAUAUUUCCACACACAACAGGUAUCUCUGUAGGAUUUGGGGUUCCUCAGUCUACCUCCAUCAGGACCCAAGGUCUCCUAGUUACACGGUGGUAGGAACUCUGGCAAAGUUGCACCAUGGGGUCGUUGUCUGCUCUCUUCAUCCCUCUAUAGAACCAUUUCCUACUACUAUUAUUAUUAUUUAGAAAUAGUGCAAUUAUUCCUCAAUGUGUAAUUGUGAAAUAAUAGUGUGAAUAAUGACAUGUCUAAAAUGAACAUUGUUAAUUCUUUUAAACACAGGGUCGAAUGACUAUCCCUUCAGAAAUAAAGAAACUGACCAUGAUAGGAUCUGCAGAUAAAUCUAAAAAGGCAGAUACAAAACAAUGGUAGAUAUCAUACUUUUGUGGUUUCCAGUGGUGCCAGCCUGUCCCUUCUGCUUGGCAGGCUGGGCCUCCAGUCUGACCCCUUGAAGUCAGCCAAGCAUUUGGAUUCAAGGUUGUGGACAAGGACAUUUCAUUCUACUAAACAAAAAAUGGAUGGAAGCAACAUAAGAAUAGUUGAGACUUUAGAAGAGUUAUUGUUUUAUUUUUAAAUCAAGUAAAGUGAAUUCAUUUCACAGAAACAGAAGAAAAAACCCCAAAAACUUUGGGUUGGAAGUACAUGAAAAGAUUUAGGCCUCUAAUUGGUUUUAAAGUUUAAAGCUCUUCUGAUGAACAUAUAUAGACCUAGAUAUUUGAAUCCUAUGUGAUUUUUCUCUAACAGAGGCCUCAGAGAUUAGCAUGAAGUCUAAAGUAAUUAAAGUCAACACAAAAAGAGCAAACAGCUGGGAUUUCA
This is a messenger RNA of Heterocephalus glaber (naked mole-rat), 2506 nucleotides long. RefSeq names its product methyltransferase-like protein 21E. The record is from RefSeq and is a predicted model, not a curated record. NCBI's taxonomy places the organism in Eukaryota, Metazoa, Chordata, Mammalia, Rodentia, Bathyergidae.